AUGGAGUGCUGCACUGCCUUCUGUGGUCUUUUGAAGAUCCUUGGACGGAUCAAUGUGCGUGUGGCUUUGGGUUGGAAGAAGCAGACCUGGCCACAAGAUGAGUGGGUUUGGCAGUAUGAGGAAGAUGCCAUUGACCCGGAGAUUGCCAUCGUGGAUGCGCAUCAUCACUUCUUUGACCCUGUGGAGCAUGAGCAGUGGCCUGUCGCCAAGCCCCUGCGGAAGCUCAUAUUUAUGCAAGAUGGACAUGACCUGGUAAGAGGGAUCAUUACGGAUCCAGCUAUGGCAUCGUUGCCCUAUUGCUUUGGAGAGCGGGCGCCCUUACUGGCGAGAUACAAAGGCCCGGAGCUUCUGCGAGACAUCAAAGGCAAUGGCAAGGGCCAUCGGAUUGUGAACACCGUAUUCAUUGAAUGUGGAUGGAAGACGCCGGGUGAAGCCGUGCAAUGCAUGGAACCGGUGAAGGAGGCGGACAUGGUGAGGUCCGACUUUUGGUCGUCACAAAGGACAAUUCCGGGACACCAACGGAGAGGACUUGGUUCAAGUGCCCCAUCGGGGCCGACUUCGAGUGGAGGGGCCCCAGCCGGAAGCGGCAGUGAGACUGCCGGAAGGGAUGAGAAAAGUUUGUUUAAGAGUAUCGACUCUAAGAUCCUGCCAAGUAUGCCUGUACCAGACACUAGCAAGUGGAACACGAGGCCCUCAGAGAUCUUAGGAUUUCACAGCUAUCUAGAUCAGUUGACAGCUUGGAUUGGUAUGAUGCAACCAGAGUUCUCUAAAGAGGUAAGAGAAAUCGUAAGUAGCACGAGGCCAAUUCAGGACAGUGACCUGUCACCUAGCCAGAAGGAAAGGAGUAGCAGGUUGUACUACAUCCUAAAGCAGGCCCUAGAGAAGAGCCCGAGGGUCCAGUCGAUCGUAAAGCUGCAUGAGAGCAGUCUUGGAGUGACCACCACGACUAACGGAUAUCGUUUGUUGCAAAAGUUGAAAGAAGAGUACAGUUUGCAAACUCGUUCGGAAGCACUUCAUUUUCGUUCUUGCUUGUUUGAACUUUAG
This is a messenger RNA of Durusdinium trenchii, 1044 nucleotides long. Lineage: Eukaryota; Dinophyceae; Suessiales; Symbiodiniaceae. The record is from the annotation of a GenBank genome assembly.